GGACCAGAGAGCACGUCACCGCGCCGCCGUCGUAACCCUUACAACGCAACGCAGGCCACGGACGCCGCCGUCGCCGACGCCACACAAGCCGUCGCCGACACUACCCUAGAGGAAGCCCCGAAAAAGCCGGAGAUCAAGAUCGUCAAGACGACGAGCGACGCUCCUGUUGUAGAAAACGCCUGCGACGAGAAGUGGACGAGCGCCGAGCUCGCGGCGAAGUGUUGUGAUACCAUGGUCGCGGCGGGCAAAUUGCGGGCGACGCCCGCCUUCAUCCGCGAAGACCGCGAAGCCAAGCUCGUCAAGAUCUUCGAAGGCGCCAAGCUCGACGGCGCCAAGGUCCUCGCCUGCAAGAACGCGCGGGAAUUGGAGGUGAUUAUCAGAAACGCCACGGAGGGCGAGGGCUGGGUCGACCACGUCCAGUCGGCCAUGAAGACCUUCCUGCCGGCCGACGUGCAGCGCGUGAAGGUCGGCACGAUGGAGAGCGAGGCGGCGAAGAAGGCCAAGGAGGCCUACCGGACGAGGGUCUCGGAAGGGCGGACCAAUGCCACCAGAGAUCGAAGAAAUUCCCAGGACGACGACGCCUUCGCGUCGUUUGGGGGCGGUGGUGGCGGAAGGACGUGCUACAACUGCGGCCAGCCGGGCCACAUUAGUAGGGACUGCCCGAACCCGCCGUCCGGCCAGCGCCGCGAGCGCGACGACGCGUUCGCGUCGUUCGGCGGCGGCUCCCAGAAGGAGUGCUACAACUGCGGGCAAUUAGGCCACAUAUCGCGGGACUGCCCGAACGCCGGGUCGCGCGACGACGCCUUCGCGUCCUUUGGAGGCGGCCGGUCCUCCGACCGGGCCUGCUACAACUGCGGCCAGACGGGGCAUAUCUCCAGAGACUGCCCCAACGCGCCGAACGGCGGCGGCGGCGGCGGCGGCGACCGCCUCUGCUACAACUGCGGCCAGCCCGGGCAUAUUUCAAGAGACUGCCCGAACGCUCCUAGUGGUGGUGGCGGCGGCGGCUACGGCGGCGGCGGCUACUAG
Molecule: messenger RNA, 1026 nt
Organism: Pelagomonas calceolata
Lineage: Eukaryota; Pelagophyceae; Pelagomonadales; Pelagomonadaceae
Source: the annotation of a GenBank genome assembly